Messenger RNA from Priapulus caudatus, 1930 nucleotides. RefSeq names its product PAXIP1-associated glutamate-rich protein 1-like. Bases 468 to 992 code for a protein of 174 amino acids. NCBI's taxonomy places the organism in Eukaryota, Metazoa, Priapulida, Priapulimorpha, Priapulimorphida, Priapulidae. The transcript is spliced from 6 exons. The record is from RefSeq and is a predicted model, not a curated record.
CGAUAUCAGCUAUGAUGCAGUUCCUUGGGAUUCCGCGGCAGUUUCAUUUCGCCAUGUUCGCUAGCGGAGCGGAGCUAAGCGGAAAAAGGUAGUCUGUUUUUGAAUGUUGCAAUGUUGUAAAUACUAAAAUAUCCACUCUGCGACGCGUCGUGUGGUCCCGAGCUAUGAUUAUCGCUAUUCGUUGCUUCACAUGUGGAAAGAAGUGAAGUGGUAACCGUAACAUGUGGUAACAAGUGAAGUGGGAGCAUUGGUUUGUUUCAGGCAGAAGCCUUCUGUCAAGUUCUGAGAAGGCAUCAUGGCAAGUACUGAGAGCAGUUAUGGCUCAAGCUGUCGCUGCAAUGAUGAAAUUCGAACCCUACAUAUCUGAGGUAGUAGGCGAGAGGAAACACAGAGCAAGCAAGUACACCACUGCAUGACAUUGAAGCAAAUACAACACAUGACAAUUACUGAUACAUCAGUGGAGCAGAAUGGGUAUAGGCUUAGAGCCAGAGGGAAGAUCACAGGUGCAGCUUUUCUCUCAGAAUCAAGAUGAUGAUUGGUCUGAGGACUGCAGUGAUGAUGACAUGUACAAACCAGAUGGAUCCUUAACGGGUGACUGGCACCCUGACCCCAAGGAAAUGUACGGCUUGUAUGUGAGAAUUGAAUCGAACCCCGUCUUGCAACUGCAGUGGGAAAACCCUGGCAGGAGACCACCUACACCAGAGAUUGACCCUAAUUAUUGUGACACUAUACGUACUGAAUAUGAAAAUUCCAAUGAGGAGGAAAUUGAGGAGCCAACUGAAUUUGACUUUGAUGACGAGAGUGGGUCUGACACGUCUGUUGUAGUUGCACCAAAGUGGAUACCCGACGGUGCGAGGCUGUCGCGCCGCACCCCGAAGAGAGUUGCGAAUCUCCAGCAUGUGAUGAAGGACAUGGCCCGUCACAGACGCCUGCAGCAGCAGCUCCUGCAGAACCCAGAGCAGACGAACGAGUGUAGUGCAGAAUUAAGUUAGUGAUCAAUGCAAAGAGCAACAUGCCUGUACUGAUGGCAUUCAUGAAGGCCACAGGAAUAAAAACAGAAGGGUCAGCACGUAGAUAAUCAUCAGGGGUAAAUAAUGACACACUAUUGUCAUUAUUAUAACUCCUGAUCAUGAUAUCGUAUAUAUGCAUGUAUGUAUUAUAGGAAUCGCAUGUAUUAUCGGUUAUUCUGUGGAUCAGCAUUUGGAUCAGACCCAGCUAGGACAGCAAGCCCAAUAUUAAAGUUAAAGGAACAAAUCUGACAUUUAGGUGCUUUAACACUCAGUCUGGCAUAUACGGGCGCUGUGUGUAUAUGUAAAUUCUAUCGUACUAUUACUGCAAAACCAUUUAUCUGUGUGUGCUUGGGCAAAGUGCUGCCAUGUAUAUUACCAUAUUCCGUUGGCUGACCGUUAACGAAAGGGUGUGCAAGCAAUAUUAAUCACUGUUGCAGAGGAUUCUGAGCCAAACUAGGAGUGCCCGAGAGCACCUAAAUGCCAUACAUUGUACCUUUAAAUGUUUCAUUUUCAAAGCCAACAGGUAUGGCAGAAUAGUUGCUAUAUUUCCCAUGGCCCAUAUUUGAAUGCUAUAAGAAAAGCUUGAUACGUCUUAGUUUCUUUGUAUUGUUUCGUUUGUUGAACAGAUGUUUAGUUAUUUACUUUAACAAUUAAUUAUGGCAUUGUUGGAUUAAAGAGUCUGAUAAUAAUAUCAGAGAGCCUCAUGUGUUAAUGUUACCUCAUUUACAAUUAUCUCCUUGGAUUCAAUCUACUUGAUAGCAGUAUAUACUUGCUGAAAGUAUAUAAGAUGUAUAAUUUAGCGCGAACGUUAUCGUGACCUAUGAACAUGUUUUACCUGUAUAGUGACAAAUAUUAGCAAUAUUUUACAAUAAUUGGAUAUUUAAUAAAUGUAUUAUUUCAGAAUAAAUCUAGCAACAUCA